UCCUCCUCCUCCCUGACUCCUCGCUGCUCGCUGCCCGUCUCACCACCUGUUAGUGCAGAGUCUCCGGCCACUUGUUUGUGCAGGAAUCUCCUCCACGCCCACCAUCAAAGCCUCUAUGACGGUGCAGAGAGGAAAGAAGCUGAGCAUCUCCAUCCAGGAACACAUGGCCAUAGACGUCUGCCCUGGUCCCAUCAGACCCAUCCGACAAAUCUCCGCCUACUUCCCCCGCCUGUCCCCCACCUCCCCCACCCCCACCUCCCCCAACCCCGCCCUGUCUCCCAACCCCUCCCCCGUGGCCCUCAGCCCCCCUGCGGCCGCCGCCGUGGGGGGGGCUCACCUGCUGUCGCCCCUGCGGGCGCACAGCAGGUGGGGCGGGGCCGGCUCCUCGUCUCAGAACAGCAGCAUGGACACGUCGGUGGAGAUCAACAGCGACGACAGUGACGACUGCACUGCUCUGGGAACGCUGGAGUUCGAGCUCAGAUACGACCAGAGCUGCAGCGAGCUGCACUGCACCAUGCUGCGGGCCAAGGGUCUGAAGCCGAUGGACUUCAACGGUUUAGCUGAUCCGUACGUCAAGCUGCACCUGCUGCCUGGAGCCAGUAAGGCCAACAAGCUGAAAACGAAGACGAUCCGGAACUCCCUGAAUCCGGUCUGGAACGAGACGCUGACCUACUUCGGGAUCACGGAGGAGGACAUGCACAGGAAGACGCUCAGGUUGACCGUCUGCGACGAGGACAAGCUGACCCAUAACGAGCUGAUCGGAGAGUCCCGGGUUCCUCUGAAACGUGUGAAGGCCAACCAGACCAAGCAUUUCCACACCUGCCUGGAGCAUCCGCCGCCGCUGCCGUCCCCCGGCGCCAUGGGGGAAGCCCUCAGAGGAAUAUCCUGCUACCUGAGAGAGUGGGAGAACGAGCAGCUGCACAGCCUGGAGGAGCGAGGUCGGCUGCUGCUCGCCCUCCAGUUCCGCCCCCCCGUCUGUCCGGACGACGCUGAGGCCGAUGGAGGAGGAGGAGGAGGAGGAGGAGGAGGAGGAGGAGGAGGAGGAGGAGGCAGGCGCAGCGGAGGUCUCUGCGUGGCUGUGAAGCGCUGCGCUCACCUGGCAGCCAUGGACGUCAACGGCUUCUCUGACCCCUACGUCAAAAUAUACCUGAAGCCCGACAUUCAGAAGAAGUCCAAGCACAAAACAGCAGUGAUGAAAAAGACCCUCAACCCUGAGUUUAACGAGGAGUUCUUCUAUGAGAUCUCGCUGUCGGAGCUGGCCAAGAAGACUCUGGAGGUGACCGUGUGGGACUACGAUCUGGGACGCUCCAAUGACUUCAUCGGUGGGGUCUGCCUGAGCUGCCGCUCCCAGGGAGACGCCCUCCGUCACUGGAUGGACUGCCUGAAGAACAAGGGCCGGUGGGUGGAGCGCUGGCACAUCCUGACCAACGAGCUGCCGCGGAGCUUCAGCCACGACUAGCGGCUCCUCCACAGGUGCAGACGCUGCUUCACGCAGAUCCUCUGCAUCCAUCAGGGGACAGAACCUUACCAGGACCGCGACGUCCUGCGGAGGGAAGCUGGUGCCUUCAUCACCGAUCCUCUGCUAAUGUUGCUGGCCCUUCGACAUCACCUGCUCUCUGCACUGAAAACCACAGGGACCUCCGAGGAGAGCCGUUCUUCACGUUCCACCUCAGUUCUGUACAUUUUCAAAGGAAAACCACGUCCAGCAUGUUUACAAGAGCCGCAGCAGACAGAGUCGUCUGGACAAUCUGAUUUAUGUUUUCUGCACUUAAAACCUGACUGUGUGACUUUUCUGCAAACACAACCAGCCUCUGCAUGAAGCCAGUCCUUAGAAUUCAUUAUUAUUGGUAACAUUUAGAAAGCUCUGCAUCACGGAGCCUCUGAAGAGCCGGAGCAGCAGAUUAGUUUGGUUUGAAAAAAGCUCAUCAGUUCAAAAAGACGCCUUCAGCUCGGUGGCUUUGGUUACAGCCACUGCCUCCAUGUCCGACGCGUCCAUCGCUGGGUUUAGACCCAAGGUGGCAAGGUACCAAGAUUAGAUUCACUAAUAAUCAUGAAAGUUAAUCACUGAUUAAAUUCAUUUAAAAAACCAAGAUGUCGUCAGUUAAGCUCAGAAAUCUGCUGACUCUUCAGAGGCUCUCCUGAAGCAAAAGGCCCGGGUCCACCAGCUCAGCCUGACCGCUCCACUCCGCCCGCUUUCAGUGUUUCAGGUUCUUCCGGUUCCUCUGGUUCCUCCGGUUCUGCUCUCCAGCCGGGCCAAACCGAGCUGCCCAGAGUGGAGUUUGGACGAGAACUCACUGCUAUUUGGUGAUUGGCUGCGGGGCGAGGAGAAAUUAGAAGGUUUUCCUCAGAGAAAGUCCAGAAAAACCGAGGAGUGAAAUAUGAUUUUAUUAUUUACAAACCAUGAACCACGGCUGGCGGGAGAGAAAAGGAUCCGAUCAGCUUCCUGUAAGCAGGCGCGCUGCAUCAGAUCUGUAGAUUCACCGAGGCGUUCUCUCCUUUUACUCACUCUGUCUCUCUGGUGUCCAUCCAUCACCGCCUGCAGCCGGGGAGUCAAACCCAGACAAAUAGUUUCACUGCGGUUAAAAACUAUUUUACUAAGGUGUUCUCCUCGCUCCUGCCAUGGCUGAGGCAAAAAUUCUCAUUAAGCUGUAAAUUAUAACUCCUGAAAUCAGCAGCAGGGAUUAACGAGCUCAUGGUGGAAGGUCGCCGCUAAACGGCUCUUCUUCAUUCUAUCAUUAGAUGUGUGAUCCACAAAUUUACAGCUGGAUUACUCCUUAAAAAUAUCCAAGACAAUCUUUCACAUACAGUUAUAGAAGCAUUGUUUGUAUUAUUUAUUUUGUUCUUUUAUUUAUGAUGAUUUAUUUUUUCAUCGUUUAGCAUUUCUCGCAGAUUUCUUUAGUGUCGAUGUUGCAAACAGGGCGUGGAGCUGAAGCCACCCCCACACUGCAAAAAGGAACUAAAAGUAAGUUACAUUUUCUUCAAAUGAGUGUAUUUGUCAUCAUAUUGA
Messenger RNA from Fundulus heteroclitus (mummichog), 3007 nucleotides. RefSeq names its product double C2-like domains, alpha (gene doc2a). Bases 116 to 1459 code for a protein of 447 amino acids. The transcript is spliced from 11 exons. NCBI's taxonomy places the organism in Eukaryota, Metazoa, Chordata, Actinopteri, Cyprinodontiformes, Fundulidae. The record is from RefSeq and is a predicted model, not a curated record.